UAUUCUUUCACUCCCAUCCGCAUCGAAAUCAAUAUCAAUACAAGAUUGCUGUGCCGCGUUGACCUCGAGUAACCCUUUAUUGUAUGCUCUGCCACUGCCACUGCCGCUGCCACUGCCAUUCCCAUGACCACCACGCGUCUUCCUUGAAGCAUUCAUCGCCAGGCUGAAGCAGAGACAGAGGCAACAGAUGAGCGAGAACCCCCUUCAAUCCUUCACGCAGGCAACACCCCGUGUUCUUGUCUAUCUGUCUAUCUAUCUUUCUUUCUUUCCAUCCAUUAAUAACAUCUGAUUGGGCAUGGCCUUUAAGCCGUCCCCACACUAAAAUACUUCAUUUCAUUUCAUGCACGUCCUCUCCUCGCACCCUCCUACUCUUCCCUCUCUAGAAGGGCCACGUCCCAGCUGCUGCCUCCCCUCUCCCUCUCCCUCGCCAUAAUCAUAAUCAUCGCCAUCAUCAUCUUCUGCUGAAACCAAACAGUCCUGCAGCAGCUGCAAUGGUUGCUGCUGCCAGAGUAAGGGCAGCACUCCUGCCUCAUCUCCUUCUCCUCCUUCCUCUUCUUCCUAAUCUGCUCACCGCGCUCCUCCCCUCCGUGUCAUGCCAGCAACCAGCUGACGCCGCCGCCAUUCUUCAAGUCCUCUUGGAGGUGAGAAGGUCCUUCGUCCGAGACCCCCUCAACGUCCUGCGAGACUGGUCCCUCAACAACUCCAACUUCUGCUCAUGGCGAGGCAUCUCCUGCCGGAGCCAACACCACCUCCCCGUGGCCCUCAACCUCUCCGACUCUGCCCUCGGCGGCUCUAUCUCACCCGCCCUGGCCCUCCUCCCUCACCUGCUCCACCUCGACCUCUCCAACAACCGCCUCUCUGGCCCCAUCCCACCUGCUCUCUCCAACCUCCCCUCCUUGGAAUCUCUGCUCCUCUUCUCCAACCGCCUCUCCGGCCCCAUUCCCCCCCUCCAUCUCCCUCGCCUCCGUUCCCUCCGGAUCGGCGACAAUGGCCUCACCGGCUCCAUCCCCCCUUCCAUUGGCGAUCUCCCGAGUCUGGUCACCCUCGGCCUGGCCUCCUCCCGCCUCACCGGCCGCAUUCCGCCCGAGCUCGGAAGGCUGGGCCAGCUCCAGAGCUUGAUUUUGCAGCAGAAUCAGCUGGAGGGUCCCAUCCCCCCGGAGCUUUCCAACUGUUCCAGCCUCCUUGUCUUCACGUCGGCCCUCAAUCAGCUCAGCGGAUCCAUCCCUCCGGAGCUCGGCCGUCUCACCAAUCUGCGCCUAUUGAAUCUUGCUAACAAUACCCUAUCAGGGGAGAUCCCCACCCAGCUCGGUGCGUUGAGUCAGCUGCAGUAUCUGAACCUCCUCGGCAAUCAGCUCGAGGGUCCCAUACCCAGCUCCCUGGCAAACUUGGCCAACCUUCAAAAUCUCGACUUGUCUGGCAACCGGCUCACUGGAGAAAUCCCUGGAUCGUUGGGGGGUAGCCUGAGCCACCUGGUCUACCUCGUUCUCUCGGACAACAAUCUCUCAGGCGCCGUUCCGGGAGACAUAUGUUCCAACACCACCAGCUUGGAGCACAUGAUGCUGGCACAGAACCGACUCUCUGGCCGCAUUCCACCCCAAAUAGGAAACUGCGGGUCGCUUCAGCAACUCGAUUUGUCCAACAAUACGCUGGAUGGGCUCAUCCCGUUGGAGCUCUAUGGGCUGUCCCAGCUGACGGACCUCUUGCUUAACAACAACACACUAUCUGGUCCUAUUUCUCCCUUGAUAGCAAACCUAACCAACCUGCGGACUCUGGCGCUGUACCAGAACAACUUUCGGGGCAGCCUGCCUAAAGAGAUGGGCAUGCUUGGCAAUCUUCAGAUCCUUUACAUCUACGACAACCAGCUCUCAGGCGAGAUCCCUGCAGAGAUCGGCAAUUGCUCCGGCUUGCAAAUGGUUGAUUUCUUUGGAAACAAGUUCUCUGGCCGUAUCCCAAUCACCCUCGGAGUGCUAGGGCAGUUGAAUUUCCUUCACCUCAGGCAGAACGAUCUUUCUGGCGAGAUUCCAGCCAGUUUGGGCAACUGCCGUCUGCUGGCCAUACUUGAUUUAGCGGACAACCGAUUGGCCGGCAGCAUUCCUGCAACUUUCGGGCAUCUUUGGUCGCUGGAACAGCUUAUGUUGUAUAACAAUUCCCUCCAAGGCAGCCUGCCAGACGUUCUUACCAAUCUUGCUAACUUGACGAGGGUCAAUCUGUCGCAUAACAGACUGAAUGGGAGCAUCACUCCGCUCUGCAGCUCCCGUAAGUUGCUCUCGUUUGAUGCCACCCAUAACUCGUUCGACCGCGACAUUCCUCUUCAAAUCGGCAACUCGCCUGCCCUGGAAAGGUUAAGGCUUGGCAAUAACCAAUUUACAGGGAAAAUCCCUUGGACGCUGGGAUUCCUCCAAUAUCUGUCACUCCUCGAUCUCUCCAGCAACUCUUUAACGGGCAACAUACCAGUUCAGCUGGCUGCAUGCAAGAGAUUGACCCAUCUUGAUCUUGAUCAUAACCUUUUGUCUGGGCGAAUCCCCCGUUGGAUCGGGCAUCUUCCUCUGUUGGGCGAGCUCAAGCUAUCAGCCAACCGCUUCUCUGGGCCUCUUCCUCAGGAAUUGUUCAAUUGCUCAAGCCUACUGAUCCUGUCCCUCAGUGGCAACUCCCUUAGCGGCACCCUUCCCCCGGAUGUCAGUAGGCUUGUGGCUCUCAACGUCCUGGAUCUUGACAGCAAUAGGCUUACUGGUCCAAUCCCGCCUUCCAUUGGGCAAUUGGGAAAGCUCUACUCGUUACGGCUCUCCCGGAACUGCUUCUCGGGACAGAUUCCGCUUGAGAUUAACCAGCUCCAGAACUUGCAAAGCAUUCUUGAUAUCAGCUACAACAACAUCUCCGGUAGCAUCCCAUCGUCCGUUGGCCAACUGUCCAAGCUGGAAGCACUGGAUCUCUCCCACAAUGAACUAGGGGGUGAAAUCCCUCAGCAAAUCACUGAAAUGAGCAGUUUAGGAUUGCUAAACCUCUCCUACAAUCGGCUUCAGGGAAAAUUGGACAAGCUAUUUGCAGCGCGUUGGCCAGCAGCUGCAUUUGAUGGGAAUUCCGAUCUCUGCGGAGCCCCUCUUCAGAGCUGCAAAGGCAUAAAAUCUGCUGGUAAUCAGCGGGCUGGCCUCAGUGAGUCAUUGGUGGUGGUGAUUUCAGCUCUAUCAACCACAUUUGCGAUUAUUAUGCUGUUGCUUGCAGCUGCCACGUUCUUUAAACGCAGGCGAGAAGGCUUGAGGAGGAGCAGUGAAGUGGACUGCGCAUACUCUUCAUCACCAUCAUCUUCUUCUUCUUCUCCAUUCUUCACUUGUUCUUCCCAAGCACAGAGGAGGCUACUGUUUGGCAAUGCAGGCAGGCGCGGGUUCAAGUUGACUGACAUCAUGAAGGCCACAAACAAUCUGAGCGAGGAGUUCAUAAUUGGAACAGGUGGGUCUGGAACUGUCUACAGAGCUGAAUUGUAUAGCGGAGAGACGGUGGCAAUCAAGAGAAUUGUGAGGAAAGAUGCUCUCUUGUUUGACAGAAGCUUUGCGAGAGAGGUAAAAACGCUGGGUAGAAUUAGACACAGGCAUCUGGUCAGACUGUUGGGGUACUGUAGCAACAGAUCUGUGGGGGGUCCCAAUCUGUUGGUAUUCGAGUACAUGGAGAAUGGAAGCGUGUGGGAUUGGUUGCACCGGAGAGGGGGAUCGAAGAACGAGGAGGAGAAGAAGAUCCUGAGCUGGGAGGAGAGAUUGAAGAUAGCUGUGGGAUUGGCCCAGGGGCUGGAGUAUCUUCACCAUGAUUGCGUGCCAAGGAUACUUCACAGGGAUGUCAAGUCCAGCAACAUUCUGUUGGACGCCAACAUGGAGGCACAUCUGGGGGAUUUUGGACUGGCCAAACCCCUCAAGGAGAACCUUGACUCCCUAAAUACCGAGUCCAAUGCGGGGUUUGCGGGCUCCUACGGCUAUAUUGCACCAGAGUAUGCCUACUCCAUGAAGGCGACAGAUAGAAGUGAUGUGUACAGCAUGGGCAUCGUGCUUAUGGAGCUAGUGACAGGGAGGAUGCCCACAGAUGGGAGAUUCAGGGGGGACAUGGACAUGGACAUGGUGAGAUGGGUGGAAUCACAUGUGGAGAUGCAAGCCGAGGAGGAGUUGAUUGAUCCAUUGUUGUUGAGACCACCAUUGCAGCAUAGUAGUAGUAAUGAAGAAGAAAAUGCGGUUGCUAAUUCCAAUGCCAAUGCCAAUGCCAAUGCUGUGGUUCAAGUCCUUGAAAUAGCAUUGCGCUGCACGAAAACUGCGCCAGCGGAGAGGCCAUCCUCCCGCCAGGCAUGCGACCUGUUGGUGCAUCUACUAAAUGAUACUUCUUCUUCUACUGGUCGCAAAACGAAAUGAUUAUGUUGGGCAUAUGCAUUCCACACAAUGAAUGUACUCACAGUUUUUGUUGUUGA
Messenger RNA from Andrographis paniculata, 4441 nucleotides. Its product is annotated as LRR receptor-like serine/threonine-protein kinase GSO1. The transcript has 2 exons. Gene Ontology annotation, biological process: protein phosphorylation. Bases 492 to 4385 code for a protein of 1297 amino acids. Gene Ontology annotation, molecular function: protein kinase activity; receptor serine/threonine kinase binding; ATP binding. Lineage: Eukaryota; Viridiplantae; Streptophyta; Magnoliopsida; Lamiales; Acanthaceae. The record is from RefSeq and is a predicted model, not a curated record.